UGAUCCUAUAAAUUCCAUCCCUCACUAGAGAAAGUCUUUCAUGCAAAAAUCACUCCAGGUAUAAAAAAAUAUGGACCUUAUGGCCAUCGUCACUGUUCUAUGCAUUUGUCUCUCUGUUCUUCUUGUUACACCUUCUGCUGCUAUGCAAGUUCAUGAGAAGCAAUCAUCACAUCAACAUGCAGACGCCGGUGAUAGAAUCAAGUUCUCUGGCGUCCCUACACUGCCGAGGAAACUCAGAGUACUCCUUGAUCAGGAGGCAGCUGUUAAAAGUUAUGCAGCUCGAAGCUCCACUUCGCUCAAUAAGCAGAAGGGAGACAAUGCUCCAGCAGGCAAAGCAUACCACAAGGGACAAAAUGGGGUGCAUGGAGGCAGACCAGCCGGGACAUGGCGUGAAUGGGUCGAGGGGACCGACACGUCCCAUUUUUUUACGAUGGAUUAUUCGCGAGUUAGAAGAAGACGUCCUAUACAUAACAAAUCCUUGCCGGUAGGUCCAUAAAACAUGGAGCGGGGGCCCGGCGGCGUCGAUAAGAUUGCUGGUUUACUUUCAGUAGGAGAAGAAACUUUUUGAGUAGCUAAGCUAGGAGGACGUAAAAUUUUGGUUAGAAAGUAAUGUUAUUGUAAUUACGGGAAGGAGGGAUGUGUUUUGUUGUUAUUUGUGUAUUAUGGCCGACAUUACGGAGCAAAACCCAAAGAUUUGUAGCAAACUAGGUCGACCGUACUAGCGUGUCGAAUUUAUAUCAUUUUUUUUAUUUUUUUUAAUUUUGUUCUGGGAGUGGUCAAAAUUGGGUUACCAACCCCAAUAUCGAGUAACAUGCUCUCUCGCGAGUAACAAGCAAACCGCCUUCUAUAAUAUUAAUUCUCUA
Messenger RNA from Populus euphratica (Euphrates poplar), 863 nucleotides. RefSeq names its product root meristem growth factor (gene RGF8). The record is from RefSeq and is a predicted model, not a curated record. The coding region runs from base 71 to 496 and encodes 141 amino acids. NCBI's taxonomy places the organism in Eukaryota, Viridiplantae, Streptophyta, Magnoliopsida, Malpighiales, Salicaceae. The transcript has 4 exons.